GCCAUGCGGGUGCACCUGGGCGCGCUGGCGGGCGCGGCGGCGCUGACCGGGGCGCUCAGCUUCGUGCUCCUGGCGGCCGCCAUCGGCACGGACUUCUGGUACAUCAUUGACACGGAGCGGCUGGAGCGGGGCGGCCCCGGCGUGCGGGGCCGGGCGGGGGCCGCCAACCGCAGCCAGCUCGAACCUCUGAGCUCGCACUCCGGCCUCUGGCGCACCUGCCGGGUCCAGAGCCCGUGUGCGCCGCUGAUGAACCCCUUCUGGCAGGAAAACGUGACCGUCAGCGACUCAAGCCGGCAACUUCUCACCAUGCAUGGGACAUUUGUGAUUCUGCUGCCGCUCAGCCUUAUCCUGAUGGUUUUUGGGGGGAUGACGGGGUUUCUGAGCUUCCUCCUUCGAGUCUCCAUCCUCCUCCUGCUCACGGGGACCCUCUUCCUCUUUGGAGCCUUGGUGACCCUCGCUGGAAUGAGCGUCUACAUCGCGUACUCGGCCGCCGCCUUCCAGGAGGCACUGUGUCUCCUGGAGGAGAAGGCCCUCCUGGACCAGGUGGACAUCCGCUUCGGCUGGUCCCUGGCCCUGGGCUGGAUCAGCUUCGUCACCGAGCUGUUCACCGGGGUGGCCUUCGUGGUGGCGGCCCGUGUGCUCAGCCUGAGGCAGAGGCAGGACCAGGCCGUCUGA
Molecule: messenger RNA, 675 nt
Organism: Neofelis nebulosa (Clouded leopard)
Lineage: Eukaryota; Metazoa; Chordata; Mammalia; Carnivora; Felidae
Gene: TMEM114
Product: transmembrane protein 114
Exons: 4
Coding region: 4-675 (223 amino acids)
Cellular component (GO): apical plasma membrane
Source: RefSeq, a predicted model, not a curated record